CCAAGGAAGUAUAUUUUUAUCUGAUCUCUAUGACAAAUGGCUCAGUGUUAUUGAUCAAGGCAACAAAGAGGAGAAGAUAACUGCAGCCCAGAGGCUUUUAGCCCAGCUGCCAAGAGCAAAUGUUGUUCUCUUGCGAUACCUUUUUGGAGUGCUAUACAACAUUGAGCAACAUUCCUCAUCUAAUCAGAUGACAGCUUAUAAUUUAUCUGUUUGUAUAGCCCCAAGUGUUCUUUACCCACCUGAUUCCGGCAGCUUGGAAUUGGAAGACAAUUUGAUAAAAAAGAUUUGUCUUGUACAAUUUCUCAUUGAAAAUUGCCUCAGGAUAUUUGGAGAAGACAUCACUUCCCUCUUGGGCGAGAACUCAAUGAGUCGUGGUAACAGCGAGAAGGCUGCAGUAGUGUCAGGAAAUCAACCUCUUGAAUCCAAGCCAGUGAGAGUGAGAGUGAUUUACAAAAAGGCGCAACUGCAGAAUGAUACGAAGACCCCAUCUGACAUGGUUCCACCCAACUACCUGUCUACAGUUUUCUAAGUCACUGAAGACUACCAUCUACAUAAUGACACUUGACUCUUCUGUUUUCUUUAGUUCCUAUAAAAUAGAAAAUAAAAUGAACUGUUUUUCCAAUGAAUGAAAAAUGAGCCCCUUCCAAGGAACUUGCUCAUCCCAUUUGAAUUUUUCUUGCCUCAUCUCAUAUUAUCCAUAUUGAGGAAAUCUUCCCACAAAGUAUCUCCUCUGUCUUCAAUACCUACCAUCUCAUAUUAUGUACUUUGUUGCAUUGUAGUGUAUUGCAUAUUUUUAUACUGAUGCAAUAAAAAUAAUUCCAUCACUCAGUGGGAUAG
Messenger RNA from Mirounga angustirostris (Northern elephant seal), 837 nucleotides. Its product is annotated as rho GTPase-activating protein 20-like. The transcript is spliced from 4 exons. Lineage: Eukaryota; Metazoa; Chordata; Mammalia; Carnivora; Phocidae. Bases 188 to 529 code for a protein of 113 amino acids. Gene Ontology annotation, molecular function: GTPase activator activity. The record is from RefSeq and is a predicted model, not a curated record. Gene Ontology annotation, biological process: signal transduction.